This is a messenger RNA of Trypanosoma grayi, 1872 nucleotides long. RefSeq lists its product as hypothetical. The transcript has a single exon. Gene Ontology annotation, biological process: transmembrane transport. NCBI's taxonomy places the organism in Eukaryota, Euglenozoa, Kinetoplastea, Trypanosomatida, Trypanosomatidae. Gene Ontology annotation, molecular function: transmembrane transporter activity. Bases 1 to 1872 code for a protein of 623 amino acids. Gene Ontology annotation, cellular component: membrane. The record is from RefSeq and is a predicted model, not a curated record.
AUGUCGUACACCCCCACCGCUAGGGAACAAGCACCGGUCGGUGAUCCCUUCAGCAGAAGUACCAGCGAUGAACCGCUGGACACUGUGCAUGUGGAGGCCCUUUCUCUCGACAGUCAGGCGAAGCCGCUCAGUGAGCCCCGUCGUUUCGCCUCCCUCACCGUGGGCGUCUUUAGCUGCAUCUGCUGCUCCAUAAUCUUUUCAUUCAACCUUUUUAGUCGUGACCUGCAGCGCAAGUACAACUUCUCGCAGAAUGAUGUCUCGUCCAUAAAUACUGUGGGGCUUGUUUUUUGUUACGUCGCCCUUCCCUACGGUGCGCUGUACGACUGGCUCGGGCCGCGUCCCGUCUACUUUCUCGCCUUCACACUGCUGCCUGUUGGUGCACUGUGCUUCUCACUUGUGUUCGCUGAUGUUAUUCCCGGUAACGUGGUCGUUUUGUGCGUAUUCAACGCUCUGAUGGGAGCCGGGGCUAUGAUGUUCGAUCUCGGCGCGGCCAUAACAGUUCUGAGUCUGUUUCCAUCUAAUCGUGGUGCCGUCGUGGCGGUGAUGAAAACAUUCACAGGCCUAGGCUCAGCGAUUAUCGGUUCAAUCCAGCUGGGUUUUUUUGAGGGACGACCGGACAGGUACUUCCUAUUCCUCAUGUCCCUUACUCUGGUGGUGGGCGUUGCCUGCUUCUUUGUCGUGAAGCUGCCACCGUACCACUUAACAGGCUACGAGAAAAGCCACCUUACUGAGAAGGAGAAGAAGCGGCGUCUGAACACGCGCAGUCUGUAUUUGACGCAGAUCCCACCUAGGGCACGAUUCAUGUUCGGCAUUGGGCUGGCUAUCGUGCUGAUGCUCUACCUUCCGAUGCAGAGCGCCCUCGUGGCAUACCUCGCCCUUGGGCGCGCCUACAAGGCCGCCUUCGCGGCUCUGGCGAUUGUGCUGGUGAUGCUGUAUCCUCUCAUGAUCUUCCCACUGCGCACGAAGCAGCGGCGACUGACGGAGUCACUUGAUAACCUCGUCGAGGGUUCACCCACCGAGAUCGAUGAUGCUAUGGUGACGACGGAAAUCCCCCGCAAGGAGAGACCUGUCACCGAUCGUAGUGGACAGGCGGUGCGGACGGAUGUAGACUACAUCGCACCACAGUACCAAACAACUUUCCUCCAGAGUCUAUGCACGGUGCGUCUCUGGGCCAUUUUCUGGGCAAUCUUUACCAUUUUCGGUUCAGAGCUGGUCUUCAUAUCAAACUCUGGUUUCAUUCUUGGUGCGCUCUCGGGGGAGCCAGUCAGCCCUUCCCUCAACACACUGCUGACGGUUUUGAACGGUGUGGGAAGUGGCGUGGGGCGGUUAUUGAUGAGCGCCCUUGAGGUCUGGACACAAGGCAAGAAGCCGGAGGAUCGCAUCCCUAUCACCGUCUCACUAUUCUUUCCCACCACCUCCAUCAUUGUGGCUGUGGUGCUCUUUCUGACCCUCCCCGCUGCUGCGUUACCACUGCCGUACGUCAUUGCUGCCAUGGGAAACGGCUUUGGUGCUGCCAUCAUUGUUUUGGUAUCACGCACCAUUUUCGCAAAGGAUUCCGCGAAGCACUAUGAUUUCUGCUACGUGGCUGUGAUGCUGUCCGCUAUCAUUCUCAAUCGCUUUGCAUACGGCGAGUGGUACACGCGUGAGGCAGAGAAGCAAGGUAGUACGCUUUGUUACGGAAAGAAUUGUGUGAUGAUGCCGAUGCUUCUCUUUCUCGGUCUUAAUGUCACAGCGUUCCUCUCGAACAUCUACGUGCACCUCGACUACAGGCGUUUCUGUGCCAAGACACUCAGGGAGCGGCGCCGCAUGCAGGCUGAGGCACAACUUGAACUGGAGGAGAAGUCGGACAGGGUGAGAGAAGCUAUAACAUGA